Messenger RNA from Bactrocera oleae (olive fruit fly), 5478 nucleotides. It is a transcript of the gene Mat89Ba, whose product is annotated as nucleolar protein 6 Mat89Ba. Lineage: Eukaryota; Metazoa; Arthropoda; Insecta; Diptera; Tephritidae. The record is from RefSeq and is a predicted model, not a curated record. Gene Ontology annotation, cellular component: small-subunit processome; CURI complex; UTP-C complex. Gene Ontology annotation, biological process: rRNA processing; tRNA export from nucleus.
AACUUCAAUGUACUUACCGUUGCGGGGUAAUGUUGAGAAAAUAAAUUUAUAAGCGAAUGAAAACAUAUGGUUUUUGACAACUGCUAUGCCCAGCUUCACACGCUAUUAGUGAAUCGCACGUGUAACCGGAAUAUUUUUUUAUAGCAGCGCAAGAAGUUAAAAACAUUAAAUAUGGCGAAAAAUAAAAUAAAAUUAGGAAAGGAGCUGUAUAAUGAUGAUGCAGAGGACUCCAUGAUUGAAAAUGGCACCAGUGAUGAGGAUUCGAAUCAAAAUCUGUCUGAUAUUGGAGAUAAUGACAAUGAUAAUGGUUCCCCGGAACAGAACGAAGGCAGUAAACCAUCUGAAAAGAUUCCGAAAAAUGCGCGAAAGAACUCAACGCCACAUGACAAGUCAAAAGUUGCCCUCAACACAUAUGGUAGUAAUGCUAGCCAAGUAAAGUUAAAAAAACCAAAUGGUGAAAAAGUGAAACCACCAACGCUUGAGGAAAUUAAUCAGCUGAAAGAAACACGUAAUCUAUUCCAUUCGAAUCUGUUUAGGCUACAAGUAAAGGAAAUGUUAGCGGAAGUAAAAAUUAAGGACAAGUACACCAACUAUGUCAAUAAUUGGCUGGAACGUUUUAAGCAGUUUCUAAACGAACUACAAAAUCAAUCGGAGAAAGAGGAUAUGAACAAUCAGGAGUGGUUGAAGAAAUGUCAAAUUAAAUUUCCUAUUUCGCUGCAUAAUUUGCAUGUGGAACAACAAAAAGUCUUUCAAUUUCAAUUCAUCAAACCUAAAGUAUCGCCAUACCUUAUAGGUGCAGCCGCUACGCACUCAUUACUCGGUCCCAAAUUAAAUGCUGAUAUCAGUAUUCUAAUGCCGGAAGAGUGUUUUCAGAAAGAGAAUUAUCUUAAUUUAAUAUAUGACCAAAAGCGUGCAUAUUAUUUAACUUACAUUGCAAAUAAAUUGCUCAACAGUCGCGUAUUCGGUAACGAACUAACAACAAAUAAAAUGAAAUUUAAUUACUAUAAUAACAAUCCACUUAAACCGAUAUUGGAAAUCACGCCCACACCAUUAACCGAUGACAAUGUGAAAAUAAAUAUUGCAAAUAAGCUUAGUAUCCGCCUAUUUGUAACAGUGGAAGAGAGCGCUUUCAAGCUAAACCGUUUCGUACCAUGGAAUAAUAAUGUGCGCGCCAGCAUUUUCAGUGAUGAUACUGAAGAAUCCAUUCCACUGGCUACGCCAAACUACAAUGCUGGAGUAUUAUUCGAUCUCACUAUGCAGAGAAAUCAACAAUUACUGCAUGGCAUUUUUGAUGAGCGCAAGAAUUUUCAAGAAGGCUUAGUUUUGCUGAAGGUUUGGUUACGGCAGCGUGAAUUCGAUGUGGGUUUCAAUGGAUUUUCAUCACAUUUGCUAGCCAUGUUUAUAGCGUAUCUUUACAAACAACGCAAAUUACAUAUGAACAUGAGCAGCUACCAGGUGGCACGUACAGUUUGGAAUCAAUUAGCAUACAGUGCUUGGGAUGAGGAUGGCAAAGGUAUUUCGCUGUCCGAUAACUCGACAGAUCUUGCCAACCAACCUACUUUGGAGCAAUUCCAUACAUACUACGACGUGGUCUUCGUAGAUGUUACCGGCUUUUUUAACAUCGCCGCAAAUCUAAGUUCAGAGAUUUAUCGUCGUGUGCGUCUAGAAGCUAAAUUAGCGGUUGAAAUGUUAAACGACAUGAAAAUAAAUAGCUUUCACAUGCUGUUUAUGACGAAAAUUCCACUCUACAGCCAGUUCGACAAUAUACUCAAAAUAAACAAAAAGGAUAUUGUCGAGCAAAUCUUAGAAAUGCAUGUCAAACCUGCGGAUAAGUACAAUUUCGCUGGCUACGCAUAUCCUGUACUGUUGAAGGUCGUAGUUGGCCUCCUUAGUAAAGGACUCGGUGAACGUGUACGCGCUUUACUACCGAUCGAAAAGGCAGUUGAUGCUUGGAGUUGCACAAAAACCCCGCCUGAUUGCGCGCGUUACUGUCAUCUCGGCCUUAUCCUGAAUCCUGAGAAAGCGUUUGAAGUCUUGGACAAAGGCCCCGAAACCAUAGCUGAAGGUGCUAACGAAUUUCGCAAAUUUUGGGGUGACAAAGCGCAAUUACGACGCUUUCAAGACGGUAGUAUUACCGAAUCGGUGGUGUGGGCUGCAACUAGCGACAAUCUGUGGAAGCGACGUUUGGUUGUACGUUCAAUCGUUACUCAUCUAUUACAACAUCAUUUUCAAUUAGAAAAUACAGAUUUCGAAUAUAUUGCUGGUGAAUUAGAUAUUUCCUACCGUUUGACACCGAUUUUCCGUACGGAUAAAAUGCCUGAAAAGUAUAAGGUAGACCAAGAUGUCGAUGCAGAGGACACUUCACUCAAUGUAAUACGUUGUUUUGACGAUUUGGCACGCAAACUACAUGCGUUGAAUGAACUUCCGCUCGAAAUUGUCUCCAUUGCUGGCAUAUCGCCCGUUUUUCGUUACAGUGAACCUGUGCCAAUUCUACCACAAGCGCGCAUGAUUGGUGAACAAAUGUAUACUAUGCAAGUUCAACGUGGUGUUAUACAAUUAGGUCAGAGUGGUAAAUGGCCUAGUGAGUUAGGUGCCUUACGUGCACUCAAAAUGGCUUUUUACAUACAAAUAGCUGAUUUGUUGCGCGAAAAAUAUAAACUUAAAACUAAAGUAACUUACGAUGGCCUUUUAGUACUUAAACAGGGCUAUUGUUUUGCUAUCGAAAUGGCACAUCCCAAAGAGGUGGCACUAUUGAAGAAGGAGAAAAGUGAACGAGGAUUAACACAGUAUGUGGAUUGUGAGGCCAGCGUUGCCUUAGAGAAACGACAUUAUAUUCUGCCUAAAGUGACGGGUGCGCUACAUGCCUUAUAUCAGUUACAUAACAGUUUCGGCGGCACAGUAAUGAUCGCCAAACGUUGGCUGUGUACACAAUUCCUAGAUGAUGGUCUCUGGCCAGAAGUAUGUACUGAAUUGUUAAUUGCCGCACAAUUUCUAAGAACACCUGCACAAAAAAAUCCCAGUUCGCCCCAAACUGGUUUCAUAAGAUUUCUGCAAUUGCUGGCGGCCACUGAUUGGCGCAACGACUUGUUCUUAUUGAACUUUAAUAAUGCAAUGGAUGAAAAUGCUGUAGCUGAUUUGGAGCAUCGCUUUAGCACAGAACGUGAUACAUUCCCGCCACUUUGUAUAGCUACCUCGUUCGAUCAAAAUCAUUUAGGUAAUUUGUGGACUUCAGCGUGUAAACCGAACAUAAAUGUACUGGCCCGUGUUACGCUAUUGGCGCGACAUGCUUUGGAUAUAAUUGAAAGCGCGUUGCUCUCAACUAAACCUUUUAUAAAACCUGGCCAAAUUUUCAUAGCGCCUAAUAACGGUUACGAUUUCGUAAUCCAAUUGAAACCAGAUUUGGUGUCUAACUCAUGGGCGCAUGAGUUCGGUUCAUCAUUUACGGUGCGUACGAGACCAAAUUGGCGCCUGCCCUUAGCAGAUAGCAAUUUUUUGCAAAACACCAUGGAAAAGCUUCGGGAGGCAUAUUCGGAAUUCGCCGCUUUCUUCUACAAUCCCCAUGGUGGCAAGGAAAUAGCGGUAAUCUGGAAGCCUGAUAUAUCUAUCGAAAGAGAUUUCAAAGUGAACGAAAUGAAUGGUUGUGCAUUAAGCAGUGAAAAUAGUAGCAAAGUCUUUGUUAAAAAAGAAAUCCUAAUUGAGGAUUUGAAAUUUAUACUAAAAGAUAUGUAUCUAAGGAUCGGUACAGUUGACGAAGUGUUGACUGCUUCACGUAGUACGCUGCCUACCAUUAGUGAGAAAACUAACACAACUAGCACUGAGCAUUUUCAGCACAAAAAAGGAGAGAAACGCUACUUUUCCAAUUCCCAGGCGGAGGGGUCCAUUAUAGAAGUAGUGACCAAAAAGUUGAAAAAACUAUCGAAAGAUAUGGAGAAGAAUGUUAAAAAAAAUGUAUUGAAAAAUAAGUCAGCGAAAAGUUUAAAAAUAAACGGCUUGGCGACAAAGUCGAAGAUCAACAAAAAAGGAAAGACAAAAAUAUUGAAAACGAAAAAGUCGUUAAUUUCCGUUGUUGCGACAAUCAAAAAACAUUAAAUUUUUUUUAAAUUAAAUAUUACCCAAACAGUAGAAACAUAAAGUAAAUAAAAUUUCCAACAAAAGAUAAAAAAAAAUAUUUAACAGUUACAUAAAUGAGAUCGUACGACGAAACAAACCACGCCAACAGUUUUCAUUUAAUUAUUCACAAAUCUGAUUCAACGACAUUAAAGUCGAAACUGUGUCAUUUUACGUUGUUUCGCCUGUUGACGUGCGCAUAAACAAGUAGCCGAACGUGUGGUGAUAGGAGCUUGCGUAUUCGAUGAUAAGCUGACGUCAAUAUCCAUGGUGUUGCAACCGCGUGUGCAACAAUGACUUUUCGUAGAGGGUGUUUGGGGAACGCACUGGGUUCGCGCAAUCUCCGUGGUCGAUGUGGCCAAAGUAUGAUGCAGUGGAUGCUAAAAAAUUAAGUAAAUAAAUAGUUUAGUCUGCUUAUACAAAAAAUUAUAUAAAAUAUAAUAAAAGAUCAUUCUAAAGAACAAAUCCUACCAUGGAUGCUUGUGUCGGCAUCGUGUCGCAAGCCUUCGACCAAUCCAACUGUUGCUGUAGCGUUGCUGCAACCGGUGUAUAGCCUGCACUUUGUAUACAUUGUGGCCGGUUGUAUGCCAGUAAAUCGGGCAUUGUCAAUGCCAUUUGUGUAGCCUGUUGUUGCUGUUGCUGCUGCUGCAUUGCUGCAGUUAUAUUGCAAGCACGUGUGACUAGAUCCGACAAUAUUCCUAUAUUCAAUGGAUUAAUAGACGCAUUCUGCUGAAAUUGUGUUGGCUGACGGAUACAGGACAGCAAAGCAUCACGCCCAUUUACAUAGGAGUCCGUGGUAUCCAUUGGUAUUACUUCGCCUGAGUUUAAUUAUGGGAACAUAAUUAGCCGCAUCGCAAUUAUUAGUUAUAAAAAAAAUAAAAUAAAUAUAAACGUUCUAUAAUUUUUAAUGCCGAGCCUUUGAGGUUUUGGUUCAAAGGUUAGUAUCUAAAAAACAUGCCUCUAAUUUUUUUUUUAUUCAUAUCUAUCGGUAGGAACAUACUGUUCAUUUCGGCAAAACGCAACGAAAUAUUUGUAUAUUGUUGUUGUAACAAUAUUUUGACCCAAAUUGAAUGGUACCUUUACCAUUCAUCUUGCUGCUAGUCUGAAUCUCAGAAAAUUUCAAUGGGAUGGCUCCCUCAAGCUUCUAGUAUCAUAUAAGUUAAUUAUUUGUCAGCCAUUAGUAACUGAUACAACAAAGUUUAAAUAUUCGCUAAUUGCUUUUUAGCAAUAUUGCUGAAAUAACGGACAUUGGCAGAAUAUAAAGCAGCGGAUCGGUGUUAAUAAGUACAUGUCAGAACAAGAUUUGGCAUCACUUUCUAUAUGUUGAGAUGAGCCAAAGAGAAAUGCAAAAUAAAACCAAAACGAAAAAUA